UAGUUUACUCCAUAGCUUUAUAACCUCAAACAAUUUUACUUACAAUUUCUAAGAUGGCUUCCUCAAUGCCCUUUGUUGUUUUUUGCCUUGUUUUUGCUUCUUUUCUAUUUAUUUCUUCCGAGGUUUCUGCUCGUGAGCUAGCUGAGACUACUCAAGUAAAAUCUACGGAUGGGUAUCAUGGAGGACACGGUCAUGGUCAUGGCCACGGUCAUGGGCCUAUAGAAGAUGAGAAAGAAGUUAACACUGAAGGUUAUGGUUAUCACCAUGGUCAUGGUCUCCAAGGGAAGGAAGAAGUUAACCGCGAAGGUUAUGGUCAUGGUCAUGGCCACGGACAUGGUCAUGGUCAUGGUCUCUUAGAGAGUGAAGAAGUUAACCCAGAAGGUUAUGGUCGUGGUCACGGCCAUGGACAUGGUCACGGUCAUGGUCUCUUAGAGAGUGAAGAAGUUAACACUGAAGGUUAUGGUCAUGGUCACGGCCACGGACAUGGUCAUGGUCUCUUAGAGAAUAAAGAAGUUAACCCUGAAGGUUAUGGAUAUCAUCAUGGUCAUGGGCAUGGGCAUGGCCAUGGUCAUGGUCUCCUAGAGAAGGAAGAGGUUAACCCUGAAGGUUAUGGAUAUCAUCAUGGUCACGGUCACGGUCAUGGUCAUGGCCUAUCAGAGAAGGAUGAUGUUAACCCUAAAGGUUAUGGUCACGGUCAUGGGCAUGGGCAUGGUCUACUGGAGAAGGAUGAAGUUAACCUUGAAGGUUACGGAUAUCCUCAGGGUCAUGACCAUGGUCAUGGACAUGGACAUGGUCAUUAUCAGCCAAAGAAAGAGGAAAGUAAUGUGAACCCAGAGGGCUAUGGUUAUGGCCAUGGAGGUUAUGGUUACAGUCAUGGAGGUCACGGUCAUGGCCAUGGCCAUGGCGGUCACUAUCCACCAAAGGAACAAAUUAAUAACUGAGUUUAUUAAUGUUCACUGCCCUAUCAUGCAAUUUGAUAUCCGUUUGGUAGGUGUUGUGCUUUAUGCUGGAAAGGAUGCAACAUUUAGUGUACUAUGGUUGCUAUGAAAAUAAUGCGUGUAUAAGUUUUUAAUUCUGUAACAUCCUAAAAUUUUAGUAUGAGAGGGAAGAAAUGAAGACAAAUUGACACAUUUGGUGUCUUGGUGAUGAAGUGACGCUUCUUAAUUAUGUUUUCAGUUGUGUGUAUGUGUUAUGUUUGUUGGAAUUUUAAGUAUUUCAGCUCAUUUUAUCCCCUAUAUAUGCUCUAAUUUUAGUGUA
Messenger RNA from Chenopodium quinoa (quinoa), 1257 nucleotides. RefSeq names its product cold and drought-regulated protein CORA-like. The record is from RefSeq and is a predicted model, not a curated record. The coding region runs from base 54 to 941 and encodes 295 amino acids. The transcript has 2 exons. Lineage: Eukaryota; Viridiplantae; Streptophyta; Magnoliopsida; Caryophyllales; Amaranthaceae.